AAUAUACCAUAGAAGAAGAUUAUUUAUAUUCGUGUGUGUGUGGGUUGAAGAUGGCCGCCGCUAACAUGGCGAAAGAAGGUUUUGAAACCCAGUUCGCCUCUGUUAUGGAGAAGGUGCUGAAGACGGCAGUCAUGGAGACAACGCAACUUUUCGAAACAACUAUUGAGGAGCUGCGAUUCGAAAUAUGCAGAAUAAAAGAAGAGAACGAGGACCUCAAAUCGCGCCUUCGAUCCCCUGAAAAUGUGAAGAAAUCGACGGGUGAAAGUGAAAGACAAACCGCAGAGCCUGGACCGAGUCAAAGAACAUCACGUAUCGGCAAACGUGACAUUGGUGUCCAAUGUGUUCUGACAGUGCAAGCUUUGCCUCUGUCUGUGGAACAGCACCUGCGCGAGGAGGACCUGCACCGUGGGGCCUACGACAAGGAGGACAACCCACAGAUGGCCUUUGUACUGAUCAAACAGGAGGUGGACUGGGAGGCAGACUAUUCUGAUGACUACUCCCCGGGUACAUACUGCUAAAGCAGGAGGGGGGAGAGCCCCCGACUCUGGUCCGCAGACAACCUCUCAGAGAGUUACCAGGCAGAGCCCUGGUCCCACCUGGAGCCGUCAGAGCCCUGGUCAACCGUUACACCCAGGAAAGGCCUCCCACCACCCAGCCUACCUCAGCAGAGGCCCCCCUCCAGGGAGAUCCAGACACCCAGGAGACCCCCCAGGCUCUCAGCCCAUCCCAGCCCAGGACCAGAGAAGUUACCAAUGCCAGUGCAGGCCAGGCCCCUGGAGCAGAACAGCAGUCACUUGUAAUACCAACAGCAGAGUCUCCAACAUUACACCUGACAGCAUCUCCUCAAUCAGCAGCCACUAUCCAAUCUACAUCAACUGUCCUGUCUACUGUAAUGGCCCAGUCCACGGUAACUACUCUGUCAAAAGAAACUGUCCAAACGACCACGGCGGUCCAGUCGACUGUAGCGGUGAAGUCGACAGCAGCAUCGUCAGAGCGCCCGCCACCUGUCAUCUCCGGGUUACCCAGAACCCCUCUUCAGAAUACACAGCCCAGCCCCGUACCCCCUCGUCCAUCCCCAUCUCCUCGACCAUCACCAGCACAGUCCCACACAAACGUUCUACCUGUAGCUCGUCCAAUAGCAGUGCCCUCAACACAACCAGCUAGGCCUACAGCUGUACCUGAUGGACCACCGGCCGCACCACCAACACAACCGCUACCGCCUACAGUUUUGGAGAAAUCGGGCGUUGCCACGGCAACUCCGCCAACACCGGUCCAGUCCGCUCAGUUGCUAACUUUGUCUGAAGAACUUGCCGGCCCCUCUGAGAAGCAGGUGUCCUUGGUCACUGAGCAUGUGCAACCGUCCCCCACUCUGCCAUCACCGAAGUCCCCUGUUGUCCCAGAGAGGACGUCUGAUGAAGCCCCUCUACAGCUGUCCGCCCCUGCUGUAACCACACCCUCUGGCCCCUGUCAGAUGUUUAUGACACAGUUUUCAGCUCAGUUGUCAGUAGCACCCUUAGUACGCUCCCUACCGUGGGUGGAGGAAAAAGAGGAGGAGGAAGAUGAGGGGGAGAGGCUUUCCCCCCUCUCUGCCACGUCUAUGGAAGCUGUGAUGACCAGGUCUGUUGCUACGGAAACGACCCCCGUCGGUGAGAAAAAGGAGGAGAUUGUUGUCCAGUUAGGCAGCAAGCGAAAGUCAAGUCGACGUGAAGCGCUCCUCUCCGGUCUCCGCCUCCGCUUAAGGCCCCGCCCCCAGGACAGCACGCCAUCUCCAGUGGUUGCUAAGAAACCCAGAGGAGAGAGAACCGCCCCUCUAGACCACGACUACUCAAAGGUGAUGGAGGACGGAGAAGAAAAGUCCAGCGAAUCACACGUUGACCAGGAUGUAGUAGAGGACACAGCUAACGGUGAGAUGGCUGACGACAAGUCUAGUGGACAAGGAAGUAGUAACCACAUCAUCAGUGAGGAAGAGGGAGGAGCUAACACUGAUGUGACCUCUCUGACCAGACAAUCACCUAUUGGUGGAGGUGUUUGUGUGUCCAAAUCCAAGAAGAGAAGCAUGACCUGGGUGCAGGCUCAGAGAGGUUUGGCCCUAGCCCAGGCUAAGAGGAGUAGGUCGAAGGUCACUAAGACCUCACAGCAAGGUCAGAGGUCAGAGCUUAGAGGUCUGGUCACACAGACAUCGUUUCUGCCUUCCACUCCACAGCGCCGCCGGUCGUACAGCCCCAGCCCUCAUGCUGCGUCUACCUCAAGCCUCAGCCCACGCCGCACCAGCCCGCGUUGCACCAGCCCUCACGGUACCCCCAGCCCACACCAGGCUACGGAGGCGAAUUUGAAUCCUUCUCCUACCACCCCUCCUCACCCACAGCCUCACCAGUUCAAGGUAAUUUCUGCCACCCCUCGUCGCGGCAGACCUCGCUCGGCGGCCGCGGCGUUAUUGAAUUUGAAACGUUCUCCGUCCACCCCUCAACCUAUCCCCUUCAUUGUCACCGUCAGCCCUCACUCCGGAUUCAAAAAGUCCCCCCCAUGCACGCUGACAUUCCAGCAGGCGCAGCGGUAUCGCAAGUCACAACCGAUGUGGUCGCCGCCAGGACCGUUCCAGCUCCAACAGUCUCCCAAGUCUCCACGGAAACGUUUUACCAAGAACCAGUGUGCAGACUGUGGUCGCGUACUGAGCAGCGCCGCUGCUUUAGAGAGCCAUGCCUCCCUUCACACGGGGAAGCGCCCGUUCGCCUGCUCCACCUGCGGCAAGGACUUCCCCAACCUCAAGGGCCUCAACCGCCACGCCCGCGUCCACGGUGAACAGCGUGGCCACCAGUGUCCGAAGUGCGACAAGACCUUUGUCUACCGCUUCGGCCUGACUAAGCACGAGCAGAUGGUCCACAGCGGCGUGCGCCCGUUCAUCUGCCCGAUCUGUGACAAACGCUUCGUCAUCCGGCGCGACAUGGAGACGCAUCUCCGCGUUCACACUGGAGAGAAACCGUUUGCCUGCUCCCUCUGUGUGAAGCGGUUCAAGAGGCGUGUGGAGCUGAAUGUUCACCUGAGGUGGCACAACGGGGAGAAGAGACACUGGUGCUCGUACUGCGGGAAGGGCUUUCUGGAUUACAAUAAUCUGAAGAGGCACAAAUUUGUCCACACUGGGGAGAAACCUUACACCUGCUCUGAGUGUGGCAAGCACUUCAAACAGACUGGCCAUCUGAAGAAACACCUGAAGACAAUACACAAAGACAGAUAGAGAGGACAGGGGACGAGCCUUUAAUGGCACCCUAUUCCCUAUAUAGUGCACUACUUUGGACUAGAAAUAUAGCACUAUAUAGGGAAUAGGGUGUCAGAUGGUGAUGAGGGAAUAGUUCUGUUUGCUGUGAAUUUGCUUUUGUUUGGAAGAAUCAUGCUGCGAGAGAAUGUAGCAAAAUGUUAAAGAAAAAUGUUGAAUUUGAAUUGAGUUGAUUAAUUUAAUUAAAACUAAUUCUGGUUGUCAUUUGUUUUUCAUUCUAUUUAUUAGAAAAGUUAGAAUCCUAAAACCACAUUUAAAUUUAGGUGUACUGUGUUCAUGUCACACAAAAUGCUUUAAAAAAAAUGUUCUGCGGGUUUGAAGUUGUUGCUUUAAAAUGUGUUUAUUCCGUUUUAUUUGUACUUGAAAAUCUGGUCUGGCAUCGGAAGUUUCACUUGAACAACCGUCGAAGUCGUAAUUUUUCUUGUGGAGGGGGUUGUUACAUUUCACUACUAACCUUAUACAUUUCCUCCAAAACAUGACAACAAAUCUAUUUCACAAUUACAAACGUAUUAAUGCGGAUAAUGUCGCUAGUUUUAUCAUAUAGUCAAUGUUAAGCAAACGAACAAAUGUUAUUAUUAGUAAAGGUAGCUAGCAAUCAAGCUAGCUAAAAUCUUA
Molecule: messenger RNA, 3886 nt
Organism: Oncorhynchus tshawytscha (Chinook salmon)
Lineage: Eukaryota; Metazoa; Chordata; Actinopteri; Salmoniformes; Salmonidae
Product: zinc finger protein 79
Exons: 4
Coding region: 893-3232 (779 amino acids)
Source: RefSeq, a predicted model, not a curated record